ACAUGAUUUUUUCCACAAGAAGUGCCGUAUUUGUCAUUUGUUUUUUGCCAGUCUUGAGCUGUUCUAUCGAAAACUUCCUAACUCCACUUUCUAAACGUAAGUGAUCAAUUGUAAGCAGCAGUUUUGCUCUUGCAAUGUAUAGUUUGAUUCCGCCACCUCACUCCUGCAGGCACUAUUCAAAAGUUGACUGAAUUUAGUGAAUUCAAAAGAUUCCCUAGAAUACCUCUAUCACACGCCAAUACCAACCGCUAAAAAUGAGAUAGUUGCAACAAAGUUGAGCAUUUUUCCCAAAUAGGUUAAGCUUAAUUCAGACAGUGGAAACGAAGCAUAGGAUAAACGCAGCCGACAAAUUGCAACUAACAACGCAUCUAGACAUGCAGAUAUGCCCUCUUACAUUAAAAUGGUUGCUCACUCGAAUGUAAACGAUGUCUCGACCAAGCGAUUAGCUGCAAGACCACGUUCGGGACGAGCAAAAAAUGGUCCUAUUUAGAGCAAUGCACUUAUAACAAACCACGGUAGGGGAGAGCAAACUCAUUAGGGUAAUCAUCUUCAUCGGCUGCGGCUGGCGCUUGGAGUUAUGUACUUUUUUUCCUGUCGGUUGUGAAGCCAGCAGUUAGUUUGAUUAUUUGCAGGGUGGUGUGCGAACCUGAAAAAUAAAUGGGUUUCUUGGUUAACUGUCGUCGGCGAGGGCUUGAUCCACGAUGGUCACUAUUGGUAGCGUUGUUGAUGAAACUAGUUGUUCUAACUUCCAGCGACGGAAUAAAACUACCGGAUCAAACGGAUGCUGCCCUAGCGCAGUCAGUUGAGGGACGAGCUUCGGCGGUACCUGCAGUCAGUCCGGUCGAUGGCGAAGGCCGUCGACAAGGGAAGCAUUUGCUUGAUUUUGUUGGUUUAGGUACCGGACCGAAUGUGGAUCCGUACCUGGGACGAACAAAUGCUCAGUGUCUGAAUGGUGAACUUGCCGAUUGUUUCAAAUCACAGGCUCUUAACACAUUUACGGACUUUUUUGCACGAGAUGAAUAUCAAUUAACAUCUGAAGCUCGAAUCGUUCGACUGCCAGAAACGCAAGUUCGCUCCCUACAGUAUGAGGGCUUCGAGUACUCCGAAGAACCUCGCCAACUAGACUCGGAGUGGGACCAGCUGUAUAAGUUUGGACUUCGUCAGCUUGAGCGCUUCGUCAAAUCCACAGCCCUAGAAUUCGAAAUCCCAGAAGAUCUUACAGAAGGCGGUCGCUAUUCUGCACGGUUCAUCGAUGAAAUUUCCGACGAAAUCGACGUUAUCGAAGAUAAGAAAGCCCCACUUUUCACUCGUCACCGGCUGAAGAAAAUAUUUAUCCCACUGCUGAUUAUUUUGAAAAUCUUCAAAUUGAAACUGUUAUUUUUCCUGCCAGUUAUACUGGGAUUGGCCAGUUUCAAGAAACUCCUAGGUUUCGCUGCAAUCAUUAUACCAGGAAUUAUCGGUUACCUGAAACUGUUCCGACCGAACCAAAGCUGCUGUACAAACGAUUUGUUCGCAAAUAAUUACCAACCGCAGUAUUCACCUCAAGGAGUCGGUUCAGUUAGUUACAACCCUUUUAAACCUCACCAGAGCCACUAUUCUCGCCCAGGACCGAAUUUUGCUAGUCCUUAUGGCAAUUACUAUCGUGAUGGUACGGAUUUGAAGGGUGGAAGUGUGAAGUUUGGUGAUGAGCAGGCCUAUCAGGGCUAUUCCGAAUACCGUAACAAUGAUAAAGACAUAAAGGCAGAGAAACAGUAACACAUGGAUAGCUUUAAUGAAAAUGAUAACGUAGCUUUUGUAUAUAGGAAUAAUCCAAAUCGAGUGAAUGAGAUGGCUAGUAGAGUGUGGUAGAUUUUACUAUUCGUAUGUUUGUUGUGUGUCUCGACUUACCAGGAUCGAAAACGAAUCGUGAUAGUGUAAAUAAUGACAGUUAGGAAAAAAUAAAUUUCUUAUCGGAGAAAAAAGAAUUCA
This is a messenger RNA of Wyeomyia smithii (pitcher-plant mosquito), 1968 nucleotides long. RefSeq lists its product as uncharacterized. The record is from RefSeq and is a predicted model, not a curated record. The coding region runs from base 658 to 1755 and encodes 365 amino acids. The transcript has 3 exons. NCBI's taxonomy places the organism in Eukaryota, Metazoa, Arthropoda, Insecta, Diptera, Culicidae.